AUUCUGCUAUCAGCGCUCGUUGAUAUCGCACGUGAUUAUUUGUUUUUAUUAUAUUUUAGAUCUUCUGUCGUCUUUGGUGGUAAUACAGUGACUGUGAGUCAUUCUCUCCCCAAUUCCGCUUCGAGUGACAAGAAAGACGUCCGAAAAAGUGUCUUUUAAGGCAAAAACCGAUUUCGAAAAUGGAAUCACAUGAAAAGAUGGCGGUGGUCGCGGGCACGCCCCGUCUGCGAGAAAACAUUGAAAUGCAAGCAAGCAAUGGAAUCACCGGUAGCACGCCGGCAAAGCAGCUCAAGGAUCUGGACGACCUCUUCCCCUACAUCGGCGACUUCGGCUGGUACCAACGGAUGCUGUUCCUGCUGAUGAUACCAUACUCCUUCUUCUUCGCAUUCGUGUACUUCGCUCAGAUAUUCAUGACGGUCGUCCCGGAGGAGCAUUGGUGUUAUGUGCCGGAGUUGUCCAAUCUCAGUGUAGACGCGCGUCGUAAUCUGGCAAUACCACAGCUAGGUGAUAAGUACGAAAAGUGCCUAGUGUAUGACGUUGAUUGGAAGACAGUUCUAUCAAGUGGCAACCUUGAGCCUAACCCAACAUGGCCGACAAAGAAAUGUUCCGAUAAAUGGGAAUUUAAUUUCACUGAUGUGCCAUACGAAACUAUUGCCACGCAGUUGGGCUGGGUGUGCGAGCGAGACAACUAUCCAGCGACAGCCCAGUCUGUCUUCUUCUGUGGUUCAAUUGUGGGAGGGCUAAUUUUUGGAUGGAUAGCUGACAAGUAUGGUCGAGUACCAGCUAUACUUGGUACAAACAUGUCUGGUUUCCUGGCGGGUGUCGGAACUGCGUUUUCCAAUAGUUUUUGGUCCUUCUGUCUGUGCCGAUUCCUUGUUGGCCUCGCCUAUGACAACUGCUUUAUGAUUAUGUAUAUUGUCGUGGUCGAGUACGUAGGACCGAAAUGGCGGACCUUCGUAGCGAACAUGUCCAUAGCUGUAUACUUCACGUUUGCCGCCUGUCUCUUACCCUGGAUCGCAUUGGCAGUCGCCGAUUGGAAGAUAUACACCCUGAUAACUAGCAUACCCCUAGUCCUGUCUAUAUUCACACCCUGUGUAGUUCCAGAGAGUGCUAGAUGGUUGAUAUCCCAAGGUCGCAUUGAGGAAGCACUGAAGAUAAUACAGAAAUGUGAGCGAGUUAAUAAUAAGAAAAUACCGGAUGAGGUUCUCAAGGAAUUCAGGGAGACGGCAACCCAAAUCGCAAUAGCGGAACAAGACCUAAAGAACUAUUCAUUCGUGGACCUAUUCAAAACGCCUCGGCUGCGACGUCACAGCAUCCUGCUCCUCAUCAUAUGGAUGUCCAUAGCCAUGGUGUUCGACGGCCACGUGAGAAAUGUGGGCUCGCUGGGCUUGGAUAUGUUCGUGACGUUCACGAUAGCGACUGCCACCGAGUUUCCAGCUGACAUUCUGCUCAUCUUGACGUUGGAUAUUGUCGGUCGACGUUGGUUAGCAUUCGGUUCAAUGGUGAUAAGUGGUUUAUUCAGUUUCGCAGCUACUGUAGUGUCUUUUGGUGUACCGUCAGCAACGUUAGCGAUAGUUGGCCGAUUCGCGGUCAACAUAUCGUUCAACAUCGGAAUGCAGUACGCGGCAGAAUUGUUGCCCACCGUUGUGCGUGCGCAGGGGCUCGCUUUUAUACACAUAACCGGUUACAUAGCCACCAUAUUGGUACCUUAUAUCGUGUAUAUGGCAACCAUUGCUAAAGAGAUCCCACUCUUAAUCUUGGGCACUAUUGGCGUAGCGGGCGGUUGUCUAUGCCUCUGUCUACCAGAGUCUUUAGGUAAAGACAUGCCACAGAGUAUACAAGAUGGCGAAGAAUAUGGAAAGGAACAGAAAUUCUGGGAUUUCCCGUGUAUGAAUAAAAAACUACGUAACUCCUCAGCAGCAGGGAAGGUUUAAAUGUAAUGAAUACAAUUAAUAAAAUUAAUUGCAUAUACAAUAGUGUUAUUUUUUUAAUAAAUUCUUAACCUCACCUCCAGUGCAU
Molecule: messenger RNA, 2019 nt
Organism: Zerene cesonia (dogface butterfly)
Lineage: Eukaryota; Metazoa; Arthropoda; Insecta; Lepidoptera; Pieridae
Product: carcinine transporter-like
Exons: 13
Coding region: 180-1934 (584 amino acids)
Biological process (GO): transmembrane transport
Cellular component (GO): membrane
Molecular function (GO): transmembrane transporter activity
Source: RefSeq, a predicted model, not a curated record